AUGUUCGCUCAAUUCAAUUGGACCGCCCUGGCAGUAGCCAUAGCUGCAGUCUUCCUCUUCUGGACUCUAAGCUCAACAACCCCAAACUCACCCUUCACCCGCUCCUUUCCCCGCCUCUCCAACAAAAGAAUCUGCCUCCUAAUCGCCCACCCAGACGAUGAAGCAAUGUUCUUCGCGCCAACAGUGCUAGCGCUCACAAAACCAGAACUGGGCAACCACCUCAAAAUCCUCUGUCUAAGUACCGGCGACGCAGAUGGUCUAGGCGAAACCCGCAAAAAGGAACUACAAAAAUCAGCACUGGAACUUGGACUCCGAGAUCCGAGUGACGUCUUCAUCGUCGAUGAUCUGAACCGGUUCCCAGACGGAAUGGACAAGGAGUGGGAGGAGGGUGAUGUGGGGGCUUUGCUUGCUUCUGCUUUUGCGCCUGGUAUGGCCAAAGGGAACAAGAAGGGGGCUGCUGGGAAUGCAGAGAAAGCGCCUACGGCUACUAUCGAUGUUAUCAUCACUUUCGAUCAGCAUGGGAUAAGCAACCACCCCAACCAUCGCUCUCUUUACCACGGCGCGGUGAAUUUCCUGCGCGCACUCAUGAAAGAGAAAGUCGGUUUCACGUGUCCGGUGACAUUGUACACGCUGACUACGACGAGUAUCUUCCGUAAGUAUGUGGGGAUUCUUGAUGCGCCGUUGUCUAUGUUGCUGGGUGUGUGGAGUAAUCUGCUGGCUAGUAUGUCUGGUUCGAAGGCGAAGGAUGCGGCUAUGUCUGGUGUUGGGCCGGCGCGCUUGUUGUUUGUUAGUUCUAUUAGUGAUUGGAUUGUUGCGCAGUCUGCUAUGGUUAAGUGUCAUCAGAGUCAGAUGGUUUGGUUUCGAUGGGGGUGGAUUACUAUCGGACGGUAUAUGACAGUUAAUGAUUUGAAGCGGGAGAGGGUUUAG
Molecule: messenger RNA, 927 nt
Organism: Penicillium antarcticum
Lineage: Eukaryota; Fungi; Ascomycota; Eurotiomycetes; Eurotiales; Aspergillaceae
Product: PIG-L family deacetylase
Exons: 1
Coding region: 1-927 (308 amino acids)
Biological process (GO): GPI anchor biosynthetic process
Cellular component (GO): endoplasmic reticulum
Molecular function (GO): N-acetylglucosaminylphosphatidylinositol deacetylase activity
Source: RefSeq, a predicted model, not a curated record